GACCGAAACAAGUCAGCUGUCCAAGGGGCACCCAGCAUAGCCUUGAUUUCCAGACUAGCAUAUAAUAAGAACAAAUACGCAAUACGCAACAAAUACGCAAAUGGAUUCUCAGCUUCCUUUCUCUGCUGAGGAAUUAUCCUGUCCCAUGUGCCACAACGUCUUCAAGGAUCCAGUUCUCCUGUCAUGUAGUCACAGUAUCUGCAAAGUCUGUUUCGAUCAGUACUGGAAGUGUAUGGGGUCUCUGGAAUGUCCUGUUUGCAGAGAGCAAACCGAUGUGGCUUCUCCAUGUGAUUAUGUAUCGAGAGAUUUGUGUGAGGUUGUGCUACAGCGAAGGAGGAAUGAGAAAGUUUCAGCAUGUUCUACAUCACUCUGCGGUCUACACGAUGAAAAAUUCAACCUCUUCUGCCUAGAAGAUGAACAGCUGCUGUGUGCGGCAUGUCGCACAUCAGAAACACAUGAAAAUCAUAAAUGUUGCACUAUAGAUAUUGCGGCACAUGACCAUAAGAAGGAUCUUAAAACUGCACUCAGACACUUACAGGACAAGUGUCAGGUCCUUAAGAAGGUCAAAUCAAAUUAUGAUCAAACUGCAAAAUAUAUUAAGUAUCAGACCAAGAAAACAGAGCAGCAGAUAAAGAAGGAGUUUGAGAAGCUUCACCAGUUUCUUCAAGAUGAAGAAGCAUCCAGAUUAGCUGCUCUGAGACAGGAAGAGGAGCAGAAGAGUCUGAUGAGUAAACAGAAGAUUGAAGAGAUAAACAUAUUGAUAGCAUAUUUUUCCUAUAUUCUCAAUAUGGUGAAAGAGGAAAUGGGAUGUGAGAAUAUCUCAUUUAUGCAGACCUUAAGAGCAGUAGCAAAAGGCAGAGCUCAGUGCUCCUUGCAGGAGCCACAGAUGUUUUCAGGAGUGCUGAUUGAUGAAGCAAAGCACCUGGGGAACCUGAGGUUCAGAGUAUGGGAGAAGAUGCAGGAGAUUGUUCAGUACACCUCUGUGAUUUUGGACCCAAACACAGCCCACCCUGAACUCAGCCUUUCAGAUGACCUGACCAGUGUCCAGCGCAGUCAUGGAACACAACACCUCCCUAAUAAUCCAGAAAGAUUCGAUCAGUUUUACUGCGUCGUAGGCUCUGAAGCAUUUACCUCAGGCAUCCAUGGCUGGGACAUUGAGGUCACAGACGUGCCUGAUUGGGAAGUCGGUGUGACAACUGCAUUUAUCCCAAGGACCGGAAAAACUGACUUGGAUAUUGAAACCUGGAGUGUCAAGGCUUCUCAUGGUGAAUAUCUGGCACGGUUUUCAACAGCAGCAACCUUUAAGCUCCAUCUUAAAGAGAGUCUACGGAGGAUCAGGGUUCGGCUGGACUGGGAAAGAGGAGAGGUGGAAUUCUCCAAUCCUGUUACUGACACAUAUCUGUUUACUUUCAGCCAUUCUUUUACUGAGGGAGUCUUUCCUUUCUUCAUUACUCCCUGCAAACAUUCAUUUCUGAGGAUACUACCAUUAUGCAUAGAUUUUACGGUGAAUACAGAACAGGGUUUGGAGUGAGGCAAGUAGCUAAUGCAUUAAUCCAUGGAGUAACUGCAGUGUACUUCAGAAAAAAAUGAUAGAUUAGAAUAUCACUUUAUUAACCCCACGGGAUAAAUUUUGUCACAGCAGCAGACAAUAAAUAAAUAAAUAAAUAAAUAAAUAAAUAAAUAAAUAAAUACCAAUGCACAUACCAUAUACCAUAUAUAUAUAUAUAAAAAAUAUUAAAAUAUAAAAAUAAAAAUAGACUAUUCAUCUAGGUGGCAGGUCAUGUGCUGUUGUA
Molecule: messenger RNA, 1793 nt
Organism: Pangasianodon hypophthalmus (striped catfish)
Lineage: Eukaryota; Metazoa; Chordata; Actinopteri; Siluriformes; Pangasiidae
Product: E3 ubiquitin-protein ligase TRIM35-like
Exons: 6
Coding region: 101-1531 (476 amino acids)
Molecular function (GO): zinc ion binding; protein binding
Source: RefSeq, a predicted model, not a curated record